Messenger RNA from Ophidiomyces ophidiicola, 354 nucleotides. It is a transcript of the gene GIM4, whose product is annotated as Cochaperone prefoldin complex subunit. The transcript has 4 exons. The record is from RefSeq and is a predicted model, not a curated record. The coding region runs from base 1 to 354 and encodes 117 amino acids. Gene Ontology annotation, cellular component: cytoplasm; prefoldin complex. Gene Ontology annotation, molecular function: protein folding chaperone. NCBI's taxonomy places the organism in Eukaryota, Fungi, Ascomycota, Eurotiomycetes, Onygenales, Onygenaceae. Gene Ontology annotation, biological process: protein folding.
AUGGCAACCCCACAAGUCAACUCAAAAAAACAGCAGGAGCUCCAAGCCCAGUACUCCACCUACAAGAAUACGCUGCAGCAGCUGGCGCAGAAGAUUGGCGAUAUAGAGCAGGAGACAGAGGAGCACAAACUUGUGGUCGAAACUCUCGAGCCCCUAUCGGGUGAUCGAAAAUGCUUCCGCAUGAUAAACGGGGUCCUGGUUGAGCGCACGGUGAAGGACGUGAUUCCCGCGCUGAAAACCAACUCAGACGGGCUGAAACAGGUGCUCGACGAGCUCCUCAAACAAUAUAAGUCCAAACAGGAUGAAAUGGACAACUGGAAGAAAAAGAACAACAUACAAGUCGUUCAACAAUGA